Molecule: messenger RNA, 2024 nt
Organism: Vanessa tameamea
Lineage: Eukaryota; Metazoa; Arthropoda; Insecta; Lepidoptera; Nymphalidae
Exons: 4
Coding region: 112-1905 (597 amino acids)
Cellular component (GO): membrane
Molecular function (GO): monocarboxylic acid transmembrane transporter activity
Source: RefSeq, a predicted model, not a curated record
GAGCACUAGAUUACAAGAAGUGAUAAUGAUAAGAUAACACGUCCGUAUCUAGUACAUAAAUCAUUGACCAGCUCAUUUUAGACAUGAAGGUAUUGUUUAUUUCUUAAAAAUAUGGAGGAUCCUCAAAAUGAAAACACCCAAAGGGAAAGUGGUGAAAAUAGAGUGGAAGAUCUGUACUUAGACAGAGUAGUAGCUUCACAACCAGAAAUCGGACCAACCCCUCCAGAUGGGGGAUAUGGAUGGCUGAUUGUCUUCUCGGCGAUAGUGUAUCAUAUAACCGUGCCUACAAUAUUAAUUUUAUAUGGAUUGGUAAUUUUAAAAUCGAUACGAGAGGAGGAUCAUGAAGUAGGCGAAAAAAUGAAGAUAUGGGACGUUGAUGUAGCACUUAUGCCCGUUAUUAUGGUGGUGAUUAGGCUACUUCUAGAGUCAUGGUGCAGAGCUGUUGUGAAAAUUUUCAAUAUGCCAAGAUUUACUGCAUUAGCUGGCUUGUGUCUGACGGUGGCUGGCGUACUAUUAUCAAGUUACUCUACAAGCACAUACAGUAAUAACCACAUUGUCAACAUAUUUUCGGGAAUAUUUGCUGGUGCAGGAUGCGCUUUAACUGGUCAACAAACAGAUGUCAUCAUCACUCACUACUUCAGAGACAAACUUACGAUUGCGCAAAGACUCGUACGCAUGGCACCUUCCCUUGGCAAUGUAUUAACGUGCCUUCUUGUCGGUUAUCUCUGCACUAUUUACACAAGUGAUAUAGUAGUUAUGAUUUAUGGAGCUAUACUUAUGCAAAACUGUCUUUUCCUUGCCGCUUACACCCGUCCUGUAUAUAUCGAAAGAGUCAUUCGAACAACUUAUAACAUGCUCCGAGCUGUUGAAGAUGAUGACGAAGUUAUAUUUUCAAAUCAGAAUCCAAAUCCAAAUCAAAGGCCGACAGAAACACAAGUUGCAAGCAGAAGUCCAACUACGGUCGCCGAAAAUGUAGUCUCGACUCAAGACGAAGAAACUGACGUUGUCGUUUUCAAUUCGAGGCGAGAUGCAAAAGAAAUUCUCGACCCGGAGGUGCGACACAGAGAAAAUAACACACAAGCGAGAUUCUCAUCAGAUUUCAGUGCAAUGUACGAUGGUCCUUCGUCGAACCGAUUUUCGUCAGACUUCGGAGCUCUCGACAUAUCAAGUUAUAGUCGAAUAAGCGGUUAUCAGGAAUUGGAGAAUAUUGACAGAGAUGGACAAAAUCCUCAGCCUCUCUACAGGGAAACAACAGUAAAUGCUGCUUCAAACAGUCUGGUGUUUACGUCAGACAUAACUCCAGGAACAGCACGAAGGACAGCUUCUUUGAAAAAGAACUUUAUAACGGUCAUGAAUAUGUUACUCGACUUGAAUUUCUACUUAUAUACGUUAUUACAUUUGUGCACUACUUUUUCCAUACUUAUAUUAGGGUUAGUGUUUCCUGCGAUGAUUUGGGAAUUAAAUACAUCGAUGAACGUUUGGUCGGUAGCGUCGGUGACAGCGAUAGCUCAUGGGGCCGCCCUCAUGUUUGUAAUGCUGUGCAUUGCAUUACCGAAAAACAUAAAUGAAAAGGCGCGAUUAUGCGCUACCUUCUGCGUUUGUGGUGCCAUUGGCUUUUACGGUAUAACUCUUUCAAUAAACAAAAGUUUCCUGACUGUUUGGUGCAUGUUCGCAAGUUUUUCAACAGCAGCAUCAAGCGUUCUUCAACAGCCGCUUUACAACGCGCUUAAUGAGUUCGACACAACUGCGACAAUGACCACAGCUAACGCCAUCGUCGCCAUCAUUAUAAUGGUGUGGUCACUUGUGUAUAAUUACGAAUACAAAACAUGUUUCUUUAUUGCCAGCCUCUUACAGACAGGUACGGCAUGUGUUUUCUUCGCAGCCUCAUUUAGAAGAAGGAGAUAAUAUGCUAAUUUUAUAAUUUCAAUAAUAAACUAAAAAAAUAGGUUACAUAUUUUAGGAAUUCAAUUGACAUCUAAAACAAAAAUUAUUUAUUUAUGAUGACUUAACUUUACAAAAGUAUG